Messenger RNA from Rhodamnia argentea, 805 nucleotides. RefSeq lists its product as uncharacterized. The transcript has 2 exons. NCBI's taxonomy places the organism in Eukaryota, Viridiplantae, Streptophyta, Magnoliopsida, Myrtales, Myrtaceae. The record is from RefSeq and is a predicted model, not a curated record. Bases 16 to 561 code for a protein of 181 amino acids.
CUUCUCUCCCUUUAUAUGUUCAAUAGGCUCCGCACCCUAUUCCCACAAUCUCCGGAGUCUGCCGCCUUGUCUCGGUUUCUGAUCGACCGCCGGAAGAUGUCGACCAACAAACCGGCUGCCGUCGAGCGCGUGGGGGCGGAGAUCGUGCAUGGCGCGGAGGAGUGCUACCGCCACUCCAUCGAGCUCCUCCAAGAGCUUGGUUUUCCCAAGGGUGUCCUCCCGCUUCAGGACUUGGAAGAGUGCGGGCGUGUCCGGGAGAUGGGGUUCGUGUGGAUGAAGCAGAUGGCGCCGUACGAGCACUUCUUCGCGAACACGGGCACGCGCGUGAGCUACGCGGCGGAGGUCACCGCCUAUGUGGAGAAGUCCAGGAUGAAGAGGAUGACCGGGAUCAGGAGCAAGCAGAUGUUCCUGUGGGUUCCCAUCACUGAAAUGACCCUCGAGGAACCGGCGGCCGGCAAGAUCACGUUCAAGACGCCGGUGGGGAUCGGCAAGUCCUUCCCGGUCACCGCCUUCAUGACGGACGAGGAAAAGAACAAGUACUCGUUGGAGAGGGGAAAUUGAAAAAAAAAAUCAGUUCGCCAAAAAAUAAAAAAUUAAAACCUCUUUGGUUUCUGCUUAUUUUGCUCUUAUUUUGUUGGUGAUGGUCCAAUUGUUUUCUUGGAUCAGACUGCGGAUGUCUUCCGUUCAUUCCGCCGACGGUUAAUAUUUGAAUUGCUGGGUAUAUUGGAGUCAUUGUUUCAGUUUCCUGUGAGUGAGUUACCUUCGCCAUUGGGCCAAAGCAUAGAGAUCUUAUUAAGGUGUUCAA